AUGAAGUUUGCCUCUUUCCUUGCACUUGGUACCACUGCUUUGGCAGCCUCCAUUCCUCCUCAACAUAAGGGCAAGUCCUUGAUUGAACUUGCUCAUGGAGAGACAAGAUGGGUCACAAACGCCGAGAAGUUUGAACUGAAGGCUGUGGGCAAAGACUUCAUCGAUAUCACCCAUGAACUCGAGCGGAACAUUGACCUAAACAGCUUUCGCCCUCUCUCCCGCCCCAACUACCCAAAGGUGAUGGCACAGCAGGACAAAGUUAAGCCAAUGCUUGCCACGCUUACCACGGAGAAUCUGGAACGGGAUCUCACCACAUUGAGCGAAUUCCACAACCGAUACUACCAAUCCGAGACCGGUGUGCAAUCGGCAACCUGGAUCAUGGAGCAGGUUCAAGCGGCCGUUGGUGAUGUCCAGGGAGUCAGGGUCGAGAGAUUCGAUCAUAGAUUCAGUCAAUUCAGCGUCAUCGCCACCAUUCCAGGCCGUUCGAACAACACCGUUGUUGUGGGUGCUCACCAGGACAGCAUCAAUCAGCAGCAACGAGAGACAGGACGCGCCCCCGGUGCUGAUGACAACGGCAGUGGCUCCGUUACCAUCUUGGAGGCCCUGCGUAAGGUUUUGGAGAACGAGGACGUCGCUUCCGGCAAUGCGCCCAACAGCAUGGAAUUCCACUGGUAUGCCGGUGAAGAACUUGGCUUGCUCGGCUCCGCCGACAUCUUUGCCCAAUACGCUCAACAACGCCGACAGAUCAAGGCCAUGUUGAACCAGGAUAUGACCGGCUAUGUCAGAGAAGGAACACGCGAGGAAUUCGGUAUCAUCACCGACAACGUCGACGCCGAGUUGACCGACUUCGCCCGCAACGUUGUCAGCGAGUACUCCGACCUCCCAACCUCCGACACCCGCUGUGGCUACGCCUGCUCCGACCACGCCUCCGCCAAUCGAUACAACUUCCCCGCCGCUAUGGUCGCUGAGAGCACCAUCGAUAACUUGAGACCAAGCAUCCACACUGCCAACGAUGUCAUCGAGGGCCUCAACUUCAACCACAUGGCCGAGCACGUCAAGGUGGUUGUUGGCUUCAUGACUGAACUUGCCUUCCAGGAAGGUUUGUAA
This is a messenger RNA of Coccidioides posadasii C735 delta SOWgp, 1107 nucleotides long. Its product is annotated as Leucine aminopeptidase 1. Lineage: Eukaryota; Fungi; Ascomycota; Eurotiomycetes; Onygenales; Onygenaceae. Gene Ontology annotation, molecular function: metalloexopeptidase activity. Gene Ontology annotation, biological process: proteolysis. The record is from RefSeq and is a predicted model, not a curated record.